AUGAAUUCAAAAGACAACAACCUGAAAAAGGCGCGAAGCCCGAAGUGCGCGCGGUGCCGUAACCAUGGCUUCGCCGUGGAGCUGAAAGGCCAUUCGGGAAAAUGCCCGUUCUUGGCGUGCACGUGCUGGAAGUGCUCGCUCAUCACGGAGCGGACGAAGAUCAUGGCGAGCCAGAGGCGGAUCCGCAGAGGGCUGCCGAGCGACGGAGGCAAAACGGCGGCUGGCGGUGCGAACGGCGACGCACCAGGGAGCGGCUCGCGAGCGGCGGGCGAUGCUACGAAGCGAGUAGCGGACACUGGGAGCUCUGGAAUCCCGCAUCUUACCGUCCACGGCACCCGGGGCCUCGACGGAGCCGUUAUCAGAGACCCAGCCCAUCCUUGGCAGUGCGCUCUAACAGAAAUGCCACAGAAGAACACUUACUCAGGCGAGAUGUUAGGGAUGGUGAUGCCUUUCCAGCUGUCUUCCCACCAUCCUGACAGCUUUGUGUAUCCAGCUUUUCUGGUGAACGUCAAAGUGCCUCCCUCAGGCGCCGUUGGUGCCAGAGAAGCCAUUAGUGUUCCUUACCUCCCACCACUGGCAUACUCACCAGAGCCAGGGGUGUCACAGGAAGGUCUAGUGCCCUGCUAUGCAUCAUACCUUCCAUAUUCCUGGGUUCAGGAGGAGUGCAGCCCAAAGCCUCAUCCCUACGCUCUGUCCAGCAGGGAGAAUGACUAUGGAACUGGGGGUCCUUCUUCACCAUAUGGACGUGACCAAGGGGUGGUUCAAGUUAGCCAGGAAAGAGAUCUCAUAAUCGUGGACAAUGAUUUCUCCUCCAAGGAUACGGCCUGA
Molecule: messenger RNA, 828 nt
Organism: Colossoma macropomum (tambaqui)
Lineage: Eukaryota; Metazoa; Chordata; Actinopteri; Characiformes; Serrasalmidae
Product: doublesex- and mab-3-related transcription factor 1B-like
Exons: 4
Coding region: 1-828 (275 amino acids)
Biological process (GO): sex differentiation; germ cell development; regulation of transcription by RNA polymerase II
Cellular component (GO): nucleus
Molecular function (GO): RNA polymerase II cis-regulatory region sequence-specific DNA binding; DNA-binding transcription factor activity, RNA polymerase II-specific
Source: RefSeq, a predicted model, not a curated record